Molecule: messenger RNA, 1448 nt
Organism: Caenorhabditis sp. 36 PRJEB53466
Lineage: Eukaryota; Metazoa; Nematoda; Chromadorea; Rhabditida; Rhabditidae
Source: the annotation of a GenBank genome assembly
AUGAACCGCCGCGAGAAGCAUCGCCACGAAAUUGCUCUUCUAGUCUCUACAGGUACUUAACUUGAACAAAUUUUAAUAUCUAGAAGUUUUAAGGAGUUUAUCACACGUAUGAUCAAUGGACUCGAGCCCUCAUUCCGUUUGCGCAGUGGAAUUUGGAACCACGAAUUGGAAUGGACAAUUUCGUUUGGCUCAAUGCCGUUUCUACAACUUUCACCCUUCUCGGAACGUUUUUUGUUGCUCGAAUGGUAGAAAUUAGUUCGAAAUUCACGGAAUGAUCUCUAAAUUUCAGAUUGAAGUCCUCGGGCUCCGCUCGAGCGCGAUGAUCUCCUCGGCUAUCGUAAUCCUUUACCAAUUUCUCGUUUGCCAGUUCACCAACCUCCACAUCUACGUAAUUUUGCAAGCUCUUCUGAUUUUUAACAAUAUGCAAAUGAUCAUCGACGCCGCCAUUCUCAACUUGGAAAGCGAAGAUGGAGAUUACAAGAAACGAACUCGACUGAUCACGCGGAUCAUGAUUCCGAUGAGCAUUGGCUUCGCCGCUGGACCCUACUGUGCUCUUCAGAUGAUCUUCUUCAUCACCCCUUCAUUGGAGCUUUCUCAGGCGGUGUGUGCGAUUCUUUCCGCGUUCACUUUGCUUCCAGUCAUUUGGAACUUCUACCCGGAUAACCCGAAACCAAGUUAGUCACACCCGAAGACAUAUAAAACUUAAUUACUCCAGAUCUUUCCCUGGUGCCCGACUUCUCCGGUUAUUUGGAGGUUCUGAAGAGUGACAAUGUGCGACUGUACGCCCUUCUCCUUAUGAUGGUCACUGGCCCCUAUUCCGCCUACGACUCUCUUAUCCGCAAUUCGAUGGCUUCUAGUGCGAUUCGUGACCCUCAGAACAUGCACAAUCUCUUUCUCCUCCUCGGACUUACCACCGUCUUUGUCAACGGAAUUCUUUUGCCACGUCUUCAAAAAGAGUUCUCCAGUCAAAUGCUGCUCUCCGGCUCUUUCUCGUUGCUCGCCGUCAGCUACGUAUAUCUCGCCGUGUUUCAUGAUCUGAUCCAUUUGUUUAUCGGAAUGCCCAUUCAGGUAAGAAAGAGUCAAAGACCGCGGGAGGGACGGUCCGGUUUCUUUUAUUUGUUCGCUCAAUCGACACUAUUUUGCGCCUAUUGUUGUUGCAGGUGGCUGCGGCGACUAUCUGCAUCGGCGAACUCUCCUCCCAACUGAUGGGUGCCAUCGGAAAACGAAAGGCAGGAACUGCGGCCUCUGUGCUCCGAAUGAGUCAGUUGGCCGCUACUUUGCUCGUGCCUUUUGUUCACGGAACUCUGACCGCCCACUACGACGUCGUCUCGCUCUGCCUUCUGAGCGCCGUUCUGUCGGCUGGAGCGGUUGGGCUCGUUCGAAAGUACGGCAGUUCGAUGGUGCUCAGUUCGGAGUACUUGCCAGGGUUCUCCUCUAAAUUUGAAUAA